Molecule: messenger RNA, 3408 nt
Organism: Phycomyces blakesleeanus NRRL 1555(-)
Lineage: Eukaryota; Fungi; Mucoromycota; Mucoromycetes; Mucorales; Phycomycetaceae
Exons: 11
Coding region: 1-3408 (1135 amino acids)
Molecular function (GO): guanyl-nucleotide exchange factor activity
Source: RefSeq, a predicted model, not a curated record
AUGAACAAUUCUGAAGGAAGACAACCGUUUAAUUACGAUUGGCCAAUAUUCAAUCCAGCUCUGAUGGAAAGCUAUAAUCAACGAGCUCUUUCUCACAACAAUCCCGUUCCAUUCAUCGACACACCUUCAAAUUCGUACACUUACACUACCGAAACCCAAGAGACCUACAACAACCAACAUUCCGACUCAUCUACCGAAAAUAGUCAUUCAGGAACGCAGCAACAUCAGGAGCAGCAGAAGCUUAUGCCUAAUGAGUACUUUACAAUGCCGACUCCCACAAUUGCCAUCAAACAUGCCAGUGCAUCCUCUUCCUUUGAAGACAGACCUAUCGAAUCCUUUUCGUCUGAGAACAACUACGAAAUAACAGCAUCAGAGUCCGAAGAUACGUUGGGUAAUCCUCCUCGUUCUAGUUCACUUCAUCGAAAUUAUUCUGCAGCAGAAAAAACAAAUUCAAAACCACUUCGCAAUCUCUCUAGUAUCAAAAGAUCCAGUCGACCAAACACAUUAGAAAGAAAAAGGUCCCCCCAAAAAACCUAUGUCAACUUGGACACCGACAUCAUGGCCGCCGGUAGCCUCUUGACCGGGAAAACUUUGAUGAAAUUUGCAAUGCAAUCCAAAUUGUCCAAGGAGUUCAUACAAGAAAUCCAGAGGCUGAGUCAAGAGCGUACCCUUUUCUGUUCCGAGGUCUACCCUUUUAGUUUCACAGGUUCCGAAGCAGUGAAAAUCCUUCAAACUUUACUUCAAGGAUCCUUUGUAGACAAGACUUACGUUCGUAUUGGACGGUCAUUAUUGCAUACCUUUCCUCCAGUGCUUGCUCCAGUGAUAUAUUCUGAAAAGGCAACAAAACACAAUGCGUUCUAUGAUUCUGACAGCGAGUUUUACACAAUUGUGGAAGAUACUGUGGACGGAAAUAUGCCCCAGGGUAUAUACACCCAGCUCACGGCUUGUUACGUACCAACAUGUACGCCAGGCACAAGUGACUGCUACUCUACUUGCUGUCCAAACAGAAAGGUUAAAAUGAGAGUGUUUGAUGAAAGCGAAACAGAUACUUCUUCGCAAAAGGUGCCAAAGAUCCAGCGCCAUAUGUCAAUCAAUUCGUCUCUUGCUUCUCGUGAUACAACAAACUCCCAAGCAUGGUCAGCUACUGUCUCCAGAGAGAUUCUGGAAAUUACGCCCAAGGAUGAAAUCAAGCGACAAGAGUCAAUACACGAGUUAAUUUAUUCCGAAGAAGAUUAUCUGAGAGAUCUGAACUUAUUGGAAGAUCUUUUUGCCAAGCCUUUAAGUGAAGCCCAAUGUAUUGAACCGGAUCGACGCGCGGAGUUUUGCAAAAAAGCAUUUGCUAACCAUCUGGAGCUUAUUGCGAUCCACAAGGAGCUUUGCCAAGACUUACGUGACCAUCAAACCCUUUGCCAGUCCAAGGGAGGAGCAGGCUUUGUGGAUCGUAUCGGCCAUGUGUUUGUAAAACACAUUCACAAAUUCAUGGAUCCUUAUGUCAAGUAUGGCCCGCAGGUCAUUCUGGCCGAAGACUUGGUCAAGUCCGAAGUCAAUACAAACAUCCUCUUCAAGAACUUUAUCCACGAAAAAGAAAAACAGGCCGAAACAAGAAAGCUGUCUUUUAACCAUUUCCACUUUCGCCCCAUCGCACGUCUUCAGCGUUAUAUCCUGCUCAUCGGAACCGUUCAAAAGGCCACAAAACCCGACAGUCCUGACGCAAAGGAUCUGGAUGAAUGUAUAAAGGCCAUUCAAAAGGUAGCUUCAUUUAUGGAUGAAGGUGUAGGCCAGAUGAAGAAGAAACUGCGCAUUCGUAAGAUAAACGAACGAAUCAUCCAAGAGACUGGUCAAUUAGGAGCAGAUGGAAAACCUCAUGAUUUUGAAUUACUUGAUCCCAAUCGUCGUUUAAUUCACGAGGGAAUAUUGCUACGUCGCACUAAUUUCGUAACGGACCCAAUAGAGAUGCACCUCUUUUUGUUUGACCACAUGUUGAUCAUUACAAAGAUCAAGAAACCAUCUUCCAGUAGUGGUGACCAGACAUCCUCGAAUGCUCACGAAUUCUAUUAUCUCCAUAAAAAACCAAUCCCACUCGAAUUGUUGGUCCUCCAAGACUCUUCCAGUAGUUUAAUCAGAGGAAUUUUACCAACACCAACAUUGUCAGCAACACCACUAUCAUUUCCAAAGUCAUCGAGUCCUGCCGCGCAAAACGGGUCUAAUAUCUUGCCUCAGAACGGCUUCUUCAGCCAGACCUCAAUUACAAUACAGCGACUGGGAAAUGACAAUGAAGAGACGACUCUUUAUGACAACAAGACAGGUGAUCUGGCUAUCUGGUCUGGCAAAUUAAUGAACGCGAAGAGUGAUUUAGAAGAACGCAAAAAGGAAUCCCAGCCAUACGAAACCGAGGUGUUGAACGACAUCAACUUUUCUUGUUCAUCUAGUAUGGGAUCUAAAUACAAUCAUGGCAAAGUAACAUGCUCAGUUCCUUAUGCGGCAACAAGCGGUAAAAGAAUGGUGGCCAUUGGAACACAAACAGGUGUAUGGAUUGGUGCUUCAGGAUCCACUUCAUUCCGCAAAGUGUUGUCUCUACUUGAUGUAACACAAAUUGAUGUUCUCGAACAGCAUCGCGUACUUUUGGUUCUAGCAGAGAAAGUGGUGUACGGAUACCCACUGGACACAUUGGAUACAGGUUCCCAAAAUAAGCCAGUUGAAAGAGUUCCCCAGAGAAUCUCACAACAUGUAGCCUAUUUCAGCACCGGUGUUAUCAAGGGAAAAACCUUGCUGAUUGUGAUGAAACGUAAGGGUAUGGAUAGUCAUUUCAAAGCAUUUGAGCCAGUGUGCGGUGAUUUACGCGAUCCAAAGAACGCCAAAUUUUUGACAACGAAAUCCAGUUUCUUGACUAUUCAUUUCUUGAAUGCAAGAUUGAUGAUCGUAUGUAUUCGUGGGUUUGAGAUAAUAAACUUGGAUGAUCUCAGGGAAAACCGAAACCUGCCCGAUCUGAAAAACCCAGAGUUUGAUUUUGUUGUCCAGCAUGGAGAGUAUAUCCAACCUCUUGGGAUGUUUAAAUGUAGCACAGAGGAUUACCUAUUGUGCUACGACAGAUUUGCUUUUAAGGUGGAUGUUCGUGGCAAAUUUUCUAACCAGAAUUAUGAAAGAAUUGAAUGGGAAGGAACACCACAAUCUGUUGCCUUUGAUUAUCCUAAUAUUAUUGCAUUCAAUUCAAGGUUUAUUGAGAUACGAGAUGUCAAUACAGGUAAACUCGUGCAAGUAGUUGUUGGCGACAACAUGCGUUCUCUACAAUUCAAGAAGCCAUCAUAUUCAAAACGGCCACUUGUCCAUGGAACUAUGCAAGCUCCUUUCAAACCUGAAAUUCAAUCUGUUUUCCAACUUACCUUGAAGGCAUCACCAUCGGAGUCUUAG